Molecule: messenger RNA, 594 nt
Organism: Eucalyptus grandis
Lineage: Eukaryota; Viridiplantae; Streptophyta; Magnoliopsida; Myrtales; Myrtaceae
Product: phospholipase A1-IIgamma-like
Exons: 2
Coding region: 1-594 (197 amino acids)
Biological process (GO): lipid metabolic process
Molecular function (GO): glycerophospholipid phospholipase A1 activity
Source: RefSeq, a predicted model, not a curated record
AUGGACAACUUUGGUCAGGUUCUAAGGGAGGUCCGGAAGCAAGUCGAUCUCUAUGCCGGUAAAGGCGAAACCAUCGGCAUAACAGUGGCCGGCCACAGCCUGGGUGCGGCUUUGGCAACGAUCAAUGCGCUGGACAUCGUGACCAAUGGCUACAACGCGCCCAUCGACCACCCCGAGAAUGCCUGUCUGGUGACCGCGUUCCCCUUAGCCAGCCCCAAGGUCGGGGACGAGAACUUCCAGGCGACGUUCUCCUUAUAUUACCACGUCGGAGAACAGCUGCUGGUCGACUCGCACAAGUCCCCGGACCUGAAGCCUCUCUACAAGGGUCCGACUGGCGCCGUGGCAAUCGGGCAUAUGUUGGAGACGUGCCUGCAUCUAAUCGCGGGCACACAAGGCAUCGAUAGCAACGAAUUCAAUGUUGACAAGCGUCGCGGGAUUGAGCUGCUGAACAAGGGAAUGGAUGCUCUUAAGGAUGGAAGCAAAAUUCCGGCUAAUUGGUUGGUGGCGAAGAACAAGAACAUGGUCCAGGAUGAGGUCACUGGAGACUUGGAAAUUGGCCGAUCUGUACAUCCCACCUCACCAGAAGAUAAUUAG